Molecule: messenger RNA, 2402 nt
Organism: Branchiostoma floridae (Florida lancelet)
Lineage: Eukaryota; Metazoa; Chordata; Leptocardii; Amphioxiformes; Branchiostomatidae
Product: fatty-acid amide hydrolase 1-like
Exons: 15
Coding region: 101-1897 (598 amino acids)
Biological process (GO): fatty acid catabolic process
Molecular function (GO): fatty acid amide hydrolase activity; amidase activity
Source: RefSeq, a predicted model, not a curated record
UGAUCUAGUGAGCGACCUUUGAGCCUUGACCCUCGCCUCUGUUUCUCAUCAUAAAAAUCGUGGACCUUAAAAAUAAACGUUUUGGUAGAAGGCCGUCACCAUGGACAGGGUUAACACCACUUCAGCGGUUUGCUCGGUGUUCGCUGGUGUCUUGACAUGUUAUGUCGGUCUGAAGGUCUACAAGAAACGACAGGUGAAGAAGAAGGCCUUGAAGAAGAGGGAAGAAAGUCGGAGGGCCCUGCAAGACGUCCAGAGAUCCGUGGCAACUGAUGAUCCCCUAACAGCAUCCAAAAGACGGGAGAUCCUGUCCCUGACCCUGGCCCAGCUCAGCCAGCAGCUGAGAGAUGGACAGCUGUCAGCUGUACAGGUGCUGCAGGCAUUCCAGGAGAAGGCAAUUUCAGAGAAUGACAAACUCAACUGCUUGACUGAGCCAGUGCCAGAUGCUUUGGCCAGGGCUGAGGGCUUGGAUGCAGGAGGUGGGAAGGAGGGACUACUGCAUGGUGUUCCUGUGUCGAUCAAGGAUAAUGUCAAUAUCAAGGGCAUGGCGACCACCAUGGGUGUGACAAAACACCUGGACAUACCUGCAGAUGAGGACGCUGUUAUUGUCCAGGUGUUGAAGAAACAGGGAGCUGUGCCCUUUGUCAAGACCAACGUUCCACAGACUCUACUCAGUAUGGCCUGCAGCAACCCUGUGUUUGGUGAGACCUUGAACCCAGUUGACCCCACACGAUCCCCGGGUGGGUCGUCAGGCGGGGAGGGAGCCUUGAUCAGAAGCGGGGGGUCCGUCCUGGGCGUCGGCAGUGACAUCGCCGGGAGUGCACGCAUACCUGCCCACUUCUGUGGCAUUCAUGGAUUCAAGCCAACUGCAUACAGGAUCAGGUGGGCUAGCCUGGUAUCCAGCCAUACAGGUCCCGUGUCUCUUCUGUCCUCCAUACAGAAAGAACAGAAGAGACUUGGCGCUAUAAUAUGGCUGGAUACUAGGCUAAAGGUGGUGGUUUCAGCUCCUGGUCUGCUGGCCAGAGAUGUGGACAGUCUAGCCCUGGGUAUGAAGGCUCUACUGGUACCUGACAUGUUUCAACUGGACCCACUGGUGGUACCCAUACCCUUCAGACAGGAGAUAUAUGAUGAUAAGAAGCCCAUGAGGAUAGGAUACUUCCCCGCCCUACAGUCCUGUCCCCCCACCCCAUCCAUGGGGAGGGCUGUCAUCAUGGCAAAGGAAGCCUUGGAGAAAGCCGGACACACGCUGGUUGUGUUUGAUCCACCAGACCAGAUGUACGCAAUCAUGGACCUGGCCUUCAGGCUCAUCAGUGCAGAUGGUGGGAAAACCUUCUACACCGAGUGGCUGAAAGAUGAAAUCAUUGAUGAUCGUAUCAAGAGCCAAGUCAGUCUCAUGACCAUGCCAUACUACCUACGCAACAUCAUGGGCUUUCUACUCAGGCCGAUCUGGCCAAGGGUUAGCAGGAACAUGUCAUACAGAUUACUCGGGUCAAUCUACGAACUCUGGCAAAGGCUGGUAGAAAGAGAGGAGUACAUACAGAAGUUCCUGGCAGACUGGAGGGAGAAGGAACUAGACGUGUUGCUGUGCCCGGCAUUCGCCAUACCCGCCUGCAAACCACAGCACGCUGGUCCCAUUAUCUUGGCUGCUAGCUACACAGUACUAUUCAACCUUCUCAACUUUCCUGCCGGAGUUGUUCCUGUUACCACGGUAACAGAGGAGGAUGACAGGCUGCUGGAUGAUUGGCGUGGCUAUGGCAACGACCUGUUUGAUCGGCUUUUCAAACAGACAUCCAGAGGUGCAGUGGGUCUCCCCGUGGCUGUCCAGUGUGUGGCACUGCCGUGGCAGGAGGAGAAGUGUCUCAGGCUCAUGAAGGAAGUGGAGACUGUGUGUCCCGUGUGAACUGCCUUUACUGUAGAACGUGAGAUGACAUGUGUUAGGUGCAGUACCGUGUCUGUCCAGUGUGUGGUGCUGUCGUGGCAGGAGGAGUGCCUCAGACCUAUGAAGGAAGUGGAGACUCUGUGUGGCCUGUCAUGACUUCAGAAUUAUCUAGCUAGCUCCAGAUCUACAUAUUGGUUUUAUAGCUUUAAAUGAUUUCAGUAAUGAAUAGACUUGAGUCAGCAAACUUAUUAGACCAUAAUAGUUUUCAAAAAGGAGAUUUUUGGCACCAAAAUUAAAGUUGAAUCAGUUAUAUAGCUUAGUGAUAUAGUUAAGUCAUUGACUUAGUUAGGUUAAGUUAAAGAAACAAUAAUAUGUCUAUUGGCCUAUUAGGACUUAAAAUGAUGAAAACUGUAUGUCUCUUAUGAUGAUGAUGAUGAUGAUGAUGAUGAUGUUAUAUAUUUUGUCUGAUUUUAAUAGUGUGUCACAGUAGCUGCAGUAGAAGCUAUGAACUGAAAAGACAUUUGUA